GUGUCGUCCGCCGCAGAGAUUGCGCCUCCCCUGACUUCUUUACGUCUUACCGAGCGAGCAAUUAAAAAAUAAUCUAAAAUGAACGAGUGCAAUAACAGACGAGUAGUCUACUUUGAGUGAUUUUAAUUGGACGUGUUUUACCCAAGGUGAUUCCGUUCAUUGUUUUCAUAAUUCGUCAUCCUUGUUAAAUUUAAAUAAAAACCUGUUCUGACACAAUCAGGUCCACAUAUUUACUAACGGUGACUGUGACAGUGUACCUUGUGGCGAUAUUUAACUAGGAUGAAGAUCGCUUUAGUGUUGUUCUGUUCGAUUCUCUUGCGAUCGAGUUAUCAACAAUGUCUGACGCACAACGAUCUAAAACCGCCGCAUCCCUCAGGACGUCUCCUGCUGUACUCUGGACAGCAGGAGUUCUCGUUGGCGCUUCUGCAGGCGAUUAACAAAGUCACUCCGAGCGGAAACAUUUUCUUCUCGCCGUAUUCUACGUAUCACGCAUUGUUAAUCGCGUACUUUCUUUCGUCCCAUCACACGGAGAAAUUCCUGAGAAAGACUCUUAGACUGGAUUCUAGUCAGGACAAAGCGGAUUUGUUCAGCGCCUACAAGUUGGACCGAUUCACCACCACCAUGCGCGCCCUCAACAGUUCGUACGAGUUCACAAACGCCAAUCGCAUUUACGUGGCCCAACAAAUUAGAUUGCGCGACUGCGUCACCAACGUCUUCGCCGAGGAGCUGUUCCAAAAGGACUUCAAGUCCAAUCCGGAAAGGGCGCGAACCGAAAUAAACGCCUGGGUCGAGCAACACACGCACGACAUGAUCAAGGACUUGCUCCCCGCCGGAACGAUCGACGCCGCCACGAACCUGGUGCUUGUAAACGCCGCCUACUUCAAGGGCCAAUGGGAAAGCAAAUUUGACCCGAAGGAUACGAAACCGGAGGUCUUCUUCAUAUCGCCCUCGAAACAGAUUAUCGUCGACAUGAUGCACAUCGAAACCGGCUUCAACUACGAUGUCUCCGAAACACUAAUGGCCCACAUUCUCGAGAUGCCCUACGAAGGUGACGACAUCAGCAUGUACAUCCUCCUCCCCCCGUUCUCAAAGGAGGACGGCGUAGAGACCGUGCUCAAACGGCUCACGCUCGACACCUUCCGAAGCGUCGUCAACGAGUCGAUGAUCGCCCGACAGGUCAAGGUCUCCCUGCCGAAGUUCCGGUUGGAGCACACCGUCGAACUGACACCGAUCCUCGGAACGCUGGGCGUUCAAAAUUUCUUCGAACAAGUCGCCGACUUCAGCGCGCUAACGGGACGGCGCGACCUGUCGGUCGGCGCCGGCAUACACAAGGCGAAAAUCGAGAUUAACGAGGAGGGCACCAGGGCAGCGGCCGCCACCGCCAUCUUCUCCUGGAGGAUGCUGAGCUCGCGUCCCGAGGUGCCGAUCGAGUUUAAAUGCGAUAGACCCUUCGUGUUCGUGAUCUACAAUAAAAUGAUGCACACGAUACUGUUUAUGGGUGUAUAUAGACGACCUGAAUAGUCUUCCGUUUUUCUAUACGCUUCCUAAGGGGCCAACACAUUUUUUUUUUUAAAUGGUUAUAGCUCGGUGAGUGGAUCAACUAGUGAUGUAAAAUUUUUUGAUUUUUUUGAAAAAUGUCUCGUUUCCAACGACACCA
Photinus pyralis (common eastern firefly) is the source of this 1657-nucleotide messenger RNA. RefSeq names its product serine protease inhibitor 88Ea-like. Gene Ontology annotation, molecular function: serine-type endopeptidase inhibitor activity. The transcript is spliced from 5 exons. NCBI's taxonomy places the organism in Eukaryota, Metazoa, Arthropoda, Insecta, Coleoptera, Lampyridae. The coding region runs from base 280 to 1521 and encodes 413 amino acids. The record is from RefSeq and is a predicted model, not a curated record.